GGGCGUAAUCAGACAUGAGUAGUCAAUUACCGGGUUAAAAACAGAACGCGAUCCUCAAAACUUUUGUAAAAUCUUUUAUCGAUUUGCUCUCGAGAUCAAAAGUGGUACGAAGGCUUGAAAGAUAACGCGCAGUGUACAAAUAUGUGAACUGAGUGUUUACAAGUUGGAGUUGUUUUACAGCCUUGCCGCAGAAAGAGUUUACUCAAGAAAUGAGCACCGAGCCGCAGGCCCUCAGCGCGUGAAAGGCUAUCACCAUGGCGACGCAGUUCAGUAUCGAUGAUGCCUUUGUACUGGAGGGGGAUGAGGAGGGAGCUGUGUCUGAUGGAGAGGCGGAGGGAUGGAAAGGCAGAGAUAACGACCGAGAAGGAGGCGAGAUGACAUUUGGUCCUCUCGCUUUCUCCAAACCUCAGACUCAACCCUCACCUGCUGCUGCUGCUGCUGGUUCUCCUGAACACAGUAACCUAAAAUAUCAGAAUCUGGAAAACGAAGAUGCCUUGGGCACCAAUGGAAACUCCUCCUUCAAUAAUUUCUUCAAAAUCAGCGACCCUUCCACGCUGUCCUACUGCAGCUCCCAGUGGUCCUUCAGCACGUUGAGUUCAGUCACACAGCUGUCUGCACACUGCUGCGGGUGGGUGUCCCAUCCGAUGGUGAAGAAAAACAGAAGAGUUGUUCUCGCUUCAUUCCUUCUCCUCAUCACUGGAGUUGCUCUUAUUUUCACGGGUGUUGUCAUACAGCUGAAUCCAAAUGCGGGGGUUUCAAGUGCUAUUUUCUUUGUACCUGGAUUUCUUCUCUUCAUCCCGGGAGUGUACCAUGUGAUAUACAUCAGCUGUGCUGUCCGGGGAAGGAGAGGCUUCAAAUUAUUCUACUUACCCUAUUUUGAAAAAUGACAUUACAUUUUCAGUACAUUUAUUUGUUUGCUAUCUUAAAAUGAAAUGUGUUUUUUUUCACUUGUAGCACAUGUAUGUACACAUGGUUGUUUUUUCUUGUCAUUGUAAUGACCACUACUAAUUCAACCACUCCGUGCAUUCACUAUGUUUUCACUACAUGAACUGAUAUUGCUGUAAUUGUCCACAAAAAGACGGAGAUUGGUCCUGCCUGUGUUUUUAUGUUGUGUGAAUGAUGACUGUGAAAUUAUAAUAAAACUUUUUGUACAUUUUA
Gasterosteus aculeatus aculeatus (three-spined stickleback) is the source of this 1158-nucleotide messenger RNA. It is a transcript of the gene tmem134, whose product is annotated as transmembrane protein 134. Lineage: Eukaryota; Metazoa; Chordata; Actinopteri; Perciformes; Gasterosteidae. The record is from RefSeq and is a predicted model, not a curated record.